GUUUUUCGACAAGAUCGCGCACCUGUUCGUGGUGAAACGAUGAUGGCCGCGGCGGACCACAAGGCCCGGGGAAAUGCCGCGUUUCAGCUCGGUCAUUUUGCCGAAGCCAUAGACUGCUACUCACUGGCGCUUGAUCGAGAUGGGGAUCCAGCGUGGAACGCCGCCAUUCUAUGCAACAGAGCGUUUGCAAGACUACAGCUGGAUUCACCUGACGAAGCCGCCCUGGCCGAGGGAGACUGCUCGUCCGUGCUUCUCCUCGAUCCUGUCAACAUCAAAGCGCUGUUUCGACGUGCGCAGGCGCGGAUGGUGUUGGGAAACUUGAAGGAUGCCAAAGCAGACCUUGAAUCCAUCGUGGCAAUGGAGCCAGGGAAUCCACAAGCAAAUGCGUCGCUGGAUAUAGUUCGUGUGCAACUCGCCGCGCAAACGAAGAACGGCGUGUUCAAUCCUGAAUUCCAAGCGCAACUUCUCAACAACACUGCGCAAGUGAGCGUACUUCCCCCUGCCGUACCUCUUCGCCUCAAGUCACCGCGUCAAGACAAGGCAAACGCUACCAAAAGCCAUCGGUACAAUGAGGACUUUGCCGAAGCAUUGCGGCAAUGCUCCAUUGUCGCCCAUAACGAAGCCCAGUCUCACGCCACGCGCGACCAGGAAGUCGCCAAAGCUGCGUGGGACGACCUGCAAGCGCUCGAACUGACCGUGACCAAAUCCGCGCGCGGGCUCUCAAAGCAAGUAAAAAAGCACGCAAAACGAGUGCCAACCCAAGCCAAACCCCUAGUUACGAGCACGGCACAGCCAGCACCGAUCAAGGCACACACGGAUGCUCUGUGGGCCCAACUGUUGGAAGAUGAAAGGAAGACGCGCUCCGUGUACAAAUCCAAAGUUCGAAGCAAGAAGGCUUACGGAUAGUUAGUGAACGAUACACAAGAGCUGCGGUACACUACAGUGAUAGUCAUUCCCAUUGCUUGUACAUACCCCUAACUGAACUACAUAGUGUACACGUGCACACGAAGUUUUCCAGUUCUGGCCACGUUUGUAGUUGGGAUUGACACACUGGUGCUGUUGACUUGGGGCGGUUCCACUGCGCGUGCACAACAGUCUUGGAGACUCUGUCGUCUACAAUAUCACGUCAUAUUUGGUGCACAUGAUGAAUGCAUCCAUCCAUGUCAAAGGAACGAAGCUUUGGAAUCACUCGAGUUGUGAUGAAAUUGGGAUUAGCCAGCUGUGGCAGCAGCUGGAAGCCAG
This is a messenger RNA of Aphanomyces astaci, 1242 nucleotides long. RefSeq lists its product as hypothetical. The transcript has 2 exons. NCBI's taxonomy places the organism in Eukaryota, Oomycota, Saprolegniomycetes, Saprolegniales, Verrucalvaceae. The record is from RefSeq and is a predicted model, not a curated record. The coding region runs from base 40 to 906 and encodes 288 amino acids. Gene Ontology annotation, molecular function: protein binding.